AGCGUGGAUGUGUGUGCAGUGCGCAUGCGCCGGACAAAAUGUACGUUUAAUUCAGCAGGUUGUGCUGUUUUGUUUGCUGCUGUUGGCAGUUUAGAGGAGCAGGUUUGUGGAGAUGUUUUGGAUAUCAGCAGCUCAGAGAGGAUCUACGGGGCUCUUCCCGCGUCGCUGGUCUCUGACAUCCAGCAUCAAAGCUGUCACUAUUCCCCGGUGCCCCCUGCUUACUUCACGGUACUUUUCUAGUUCUGACCCCGCAAAGGCACCAACCCAUGACGAAGUAGAAGCGUCGCCAGUGCGGCAGUGGGCUCUGGCCGUCAGCCCCUUCACCACAGUGAGGGCCCGGUUAAGCUGCAACAUCUGCAUCCGCCCUCUGGACGUGCACGCCUACCCCGAGGCAAACCGAGCCCUGAUCUCGGUCCAUUGUACAGACCGUAACCAGAGGGACCUUAUGGAGAACCUGCACGUCCACUAUGAUGAACAGAGCCAAGAGCUGCUCAUCUCUGCUGAGAAGGUGAACAGCAACGUCACGAUUGAGAUGGAUGCACCAAUCAAAAGUAAUCUCUUCAUCACUACUGAAGGACGAGGCAACGUGCAAGUAAAGAAGAUGGAGUGUGAUAUCUGCAAAGUGCAAACAGAAAAGGGCACCUGUUUACUGCACUCUGUUAAAGGUCAUCAAGUCGAGGUGCAGUCCCAUGGCGGAGAUGUUACAGGUGUAGGCACCAUUCAUGGUAAUGUGGACAUCACCACAAAGGGGCACAGCGUGGUUGAUGUCAAGAAGCUUCAGGGAACAAGGAUGAAAGUUUCCACAGAGCAUGGAGCUCUGAAGGUCAAAGCCAUCUAUGCAGAGUCCAGCUGUGUGUUCUCCAGCUCUGGAGGAGUAGAACUGGGUCAUGUACAUGGUAACACCACAGUGGAGAACGAGUCUGGAGAUACAGUUGUAGAUGGUUCUAAUAGUUUCCUGAAGGUUUCCUCUAUCAGUGGAAGCAUUGAUGUCUACGUGGGAGACGGCGGUACAGCUGAACUCCACAGUCAGGCUGGAGCGGUGAGUGUGCGUGUCCCGCCUUCAUUAAGAGCUGGUGUAAAUCUCUGCGGCGCGUCAGUGGACGUCAGCCCAGAUGUUCUUCUGCAUGAGGAACAGAGAAACACCAGCUAUGGCCAGAUCACACUGACUGGCUAUAUGAAUGGACAACCUCCUGUUGACCGGUGGGUCAAAGCUCAGGCAGACAGAGGCUCCGUCAAACUGAGGACACAAAGCUGGUUCGAGUCCCUGAAGCUCAGGAGCUAAGUGACAAGAUGCAUCAUAAUGUUCUCAGGGCCCUACAGUUACGUCUACAUUGGAUAGUUACAGUGCUAACAGCUGAAUGUUUUUCACCUCUGUCUUCACUAUGUACUGUAGUUCAGAAAUAUAAAUUUUAAUUGAGUGUCUUUUAAAUGUUCUUCAUGUGUCAGAUCAUCUUACUGGAGGUAAGAUCCUCCAAAACUGUCUCAGACCUUAAAACAUCAGUAAAUAGCCUAAUACUUAUACAUCA
Girardinichthys multiradiatus is the source of this 1526-nucleotide messenger RNA. RefSeq names its product family with sequence similarity 185 member A (gene fam185a). The record is from RefSeq and is a predicted model, not a curated record. NCBI's taxonomy places the organism in Eukaryota, Metazoa, Chordata, Actinopteri, Cyprinodontiformes, Goodeidae. The transcript is spliced from 8 exons. The coding region runs from base 113 to 1282 and encodes 389 amino acids.